Molecule: messenger RNA, 3585 nt
Organism: Corythoichthys intestinalis (scribbled pipefish)
Lineage: Eukaryota; Metazoa; Chordata; Actinopteri; Syngnathiformes; Syngnathidae
Gene: stim2b
Product: stromal interaction molecule 2b
Exons: 11
Coding region: 582-2813 (743 amino acids)
Biological process (GO): intracellular calcium ion homeostasis; activation of store-operated calcium channel activity; store-operated calcium entry
Cellular component (GO): plasma membrane; endoplasmic reticulum
Molecular function (GO): calcium ion binding; calcium channel regulator activity; protein binding
Source: RefSeq, a predicted model, not a curated record
GCGCGCGCGCGUCCACCGGCGAACUGACGGCGAUGGCAUGCGGCUCCCCGAGCCGCACCGGAGCUCUUCAAGCGGACCCGCACAGCAAAUAGGGAGGGGGGCCAGCAGCCAUGCGGCUCCUUAAGAACCGGAGGUUGCGUUUAUUUAAACAGCCGUCUUUCUGCUGAAGAGGAGGCGGAUCUGGAGCUCCUACUGUACGUGGAAGUAGGGAACUAUUAACUCGCGGAGCCGGACGUGGGGAUUUUACACUCGAUUCCACGGAUCGGACGUUUUUUUUUGUUUGUUUUUUUUUAGGGGGGCGAGGGGGGCCGGUUUGAAGGUUUGGGAUUCCAACACAUAAACUGCCCCCCGCGCCCCUGCUGUGCACGAUUAGAUGCAUGAUUUAGUUGACAGCUGAGAGGCACAGGGAGCCUCACGUCGCGAGCCCCUCUUCAAGUACCUGUGGAGGCUAUUAGUUUGACGCACGGGACGUUUUUGAACCCCGAUGUUUGCGUUUACGUGCGAAUAUCUUCCAAAAGACUGAUUCUAGCCCAUGAUCCCAAAGCUUUAGUGUCGGAUCCUCUACCACCCACACGUCCAGGAUGUGCAACAUCGCGGUGCUGAUCGUGUUGCUGCGUGGACUCGUCAUCUCUGCGGUACAGGGUUCCAACUCGGCGGACACUGGAGAUGGAGCCACCCCAGACCCUUGCCUCAUGGUCAUCCCUCCGUGUGUGAGCGAUGCGGACCGCUUCAGCCUGGUGGCCUUGCGCCACAUUCAUAAAGAGCUGGACGACGACAAAGACGGCGGCAUUGAAGUGAACGAGAGCGUGGAGUUUAUAAUAGAAGACAUGAAGCAGCAUCAGACCAACAAGCACAGCAACCUGCACCGCGAGGACCAGCAUAUCACCGUGGAGGAGCUAUGGAAGGGCUGGAAGACCUCAGAAGUUCACAACUGGACGGUGGAAGACACGGUGAAGUGGCUGAAGGAGUCGGUGGAGCUGCCCCAGUAUGAAAAGAACUUCCGGGAUUUCCGCGUCACUGGCAACACAUUGCCACGAAUCGCCGCAAAUGAGCCAUCUUUCCUGUCCAUGCAGCUCAAAGUAGCAGACCAGCGACACAAACAAAAACUCAACCUGAAGGCGCUCGACGCGGUCCUGUUUGGCCCGCCGAUGCGUCCUCAACACAACUGGAUGAAAGACUUUGUCCUUAUGAUCUCCAUCGUGAUCGGCGUUGGCGGCUGCUGGUUUGCUUACAUGCAGAACAAGUCCAGCAAGGUGCACAUCUCUCAGAUGAUGAAGGAUCUGGAUAGCCUUCAAAGGGCUGAGCAAAGCCUCCUCGACCUGCAGAGUCGUUUGGAAAAGGCUCAGGAAGAAAACCGGACAGUCAUCGUGGAGAAGCAGAAUCUGGAGCAGAAGAUGAGGGAUGAGAUCACCGGAGCCAAGAAUGAGGCCCACCGACUGAGAGACCUGCGAGAGGGCGCCGAAUGUGAGCUCAGUCGGCUCAAAUACGCGGAAGAAGAGCUUGUACAGGUACGAAAGGCCCUCAAGCGAGCAGAGAAGGAGAUGCACUCUGAGCGUUCGCUGCCGGAAGCUUUGCAAAAGUGGCUUCAACUCACGCACGAAGUGGAGGUUCAGUACUACAACAUCAAGAAGCAGAGUGCCGAGCUACAGCUCUGCGUUGCCAAAGACGAGGCAGAGAAAAUCAAAAAGAAGAGAGGUUCUGUGUUCGGAACUCUUCACGUCGCGCACAGUUCAUCGCUGGAUGAGGUGGACCACAAGAUACUUGAGGCCAAGAAGUCCUUGUCUGAAGUAACCGCGUGCUUGAGGGAGCGACUGCACCGCUGGCAGCAGAUCGAGAGGCUCUGCGGCUUUCCCGUGGUUAACAACUCUGGCCUUCCUAGUCUGACGGCUAGCCUCUACUCUGACCACAGCUGGGUCGUGAUGCCGCGCGUCUCCGUCCCGCCGUACCCCAUCGCCGGCGGCGUGGAUGACCUGGAUGAGGACACGCCCCCCAUUGUUCCACAAUUCACAACCACCAUGAUGCGGCAACCGCUGACUCGCAACAGCAGCUCGUGCCGCUCACGGCGGAGCCUCGUGAGUUCUCCGUCGUCCUCCACGAUGUCCCCAGAUCCGGACCUGCUGUCCAUGGCGGGAUCUUCCAUUUGCUAUCACCUCGAGGCAGAUGACGAACACCUCAUGUUCGGCUCUGAUAGAAGGGGGUAUGUAGUGGGAACGGAGAAAAGAGAACCUCUGUUCUCUGUAAAGAGCGUAGUUUCUAAUACUUUCAUGUCCCCCAGCGAACCCACCCAGGAUGGCAGCCCAAGCGGGGACACUUUAAACUCCUCGAUGGGUCGUAAACCGCCGCACUUGGUGAGCCUGGAUACCCCGUAUCGCAAGAUUUCCCGUGAGGAACUGCUACUGUUCAGCCAGAGCCAAGAGUUCCCCGUGUCCACCAGCAUCACUUGCAAUAGCAGGGACUCCACCCCACCUUCUUUGCCCCCUACACCUGCCACCACCCCGUCAGGCCCGCCGUCCACCUCGCCCUCCCCGGACCUCACCCGCAUCUCGCCGGAGACCAAGGCCGAAACACCUUCCGCGGGGAAGAGCGCAUACAACGGCGUUCUGGAGAAGUCUUACAGCUUCGGCACGCUGCCCGCCGGCAUGCUUCCUGCCGUUGGCCGUUACCCGUCCCUCACCUCCCUGGACUCGGAGGGCCGCAGUGUGGGGCGGGAGCACAAGCUCCUGAGUACCUCCUCCCAGGACUCCAGUGACAACGGAGAGAAAGUCAAGCGCUCCUCCUCCAAAAUUAAAAGCUUAUUUAAAAAGAAAAAAUAAAAACUUGCAGAGUGCAGUCGCGUGCGUGACAGGAACAAAAACAAGGACACCACCGGAAGCUUUUACAACCCCCAGCUCUUGAUCUACCAUAAACCACGGAAUGUAGCUCAGUCUGGUCGCCUUAUUUGUUCCACUAAUGCCUUUCCGAGGCCGUACGUCACGCCGCAACGGAAGCCGGUCAAUUUAUUUCCAAGCACAUGACUUUUGCGACAACGGCACACUCCUUGACAAAAAAGGGCGGAAUAUUUCCAUGGACACACACCCACACGAUUUAAGGAUUGGGCUGCUCCUGAGCACUUGAUUUUCUGUUAUGUCGUGAAAAACUAAACAAAAAGAUCCUGCUAAAAGGUUUGUUGCACUACUUCUUCAUAUGGAGUUGAUAUUCAUGAAAAGGUCACGUGACGCCACUUUAAUGUUGACACUCGUAUAUAUGUUUUCUCCCCGUUUUGUUUGAGUUCUUUUAGUCGGGGGAGAUCCUAAAGUUGUAAUCUUGCACUACUUGAUUCCCUUCCCUCCGUCCUAUAGUUUUCUGUUUCCUUCAGAUUUACAUUAACUCAUUGACUGCCAUUGACGGAUAUGGACGUCCUAUCCAAUUUGAUUGUGAAUGUAAAUCAGUUUGUCACAAGUAGACGUCCAAUCCAUUUGAAGCGGGAGGGUUGGCAGCGAAUGAACGAAUGCUACGUUUAGCACCGUCGAUAUACACAGUGUAUCACAAAAGUUGCAAAAACUUGCAUUUCUGCAGAUAUUUAUCUUUUCAUGGGACAACACUGAC